This is a messenger RNA of Chelmon rostratus (copperband butterflyfish), 1565 nucleotides long. RefSeq names its product coiled-coil domain-containing protein 34-like. The record is from RefSeq and is a predicted model, not a curated record. NCBI's taxonomy places the organism in Eukaryota, Metazoa, Chordata, Actinopteri, Chaetodontiformes, Chaetodontidae. The transcript is spliced from 7 exons. Bases 89 to 1099 code for a protein of 336 amino acids.
UUGUUUGCAAAUCAGCCUUUACAAUAGAGACGAGCACUACGGCGAGACCUUUCUUCAAAUAUACGCUCAAAGCAGACAUCGACUAGUCAUGUCUGGAGGGAGGAUGCCGAACUGCCCUGCCUCUGCGUCCGAGGGCUUCAGCUCAACCCCUGUGAAAACAAGCCAGAGGCAAGACUUCCAAGUAUCCAAGGGCUUGGACGACGGUGUCCUGUCGGAUGACGAAGACACAUUUUCUCUGCUUUCUCCCAUUUACCAUGACAGUUUUGACAGCGAUGAAAGCCAGGAGCCGAGCCUAGCUCAGCAGACUUCACCCAGGCAGAGUGACAACUCCAGACUCAGCGUUUCACCAGUCAGGUGUGAGCUACCAAGAGCAACUUCAGAGCAGAUGCUGAACACCGCUGUGGAUCCUGCUGGCACGCCUACUCUCAGUGCAUGGGAACUGUGGCUGGUGAACAAAGCCAGAGAAGACCGUCUCAAAUUGAAAAAGAAAGCAGAGGAGGAGCGAUUAGUAAAGGAAAAAAAAGAAUGUCAAGAAAUGGAGCAGGAACGGAAAAAGAUUGUCAUGGAAGAGAAGAUCCAAGAAUGGUUGAAAAUGAAAAGAGAACAGGAGAAGCACAAGCAACUUGUAAUGCAGAGCAAAGAGGAGGAGGAGAUACAGAGGCAUCUGGAAAAGCAGAGAGAGACUGAACAGAAAGCUCAGCAAAAGUACAAAAGCUGGCUGCAGAAGAAGAACAGAGAGAAAAUAGAAAUGGAAAAGAAGGAGAAAGAGGAAGCUGCCCUGAGGGUUGAGCAGGAGGAAGAGCGCCGCAAGAGGGCAGAGGAUAAGUUCAAGGAAUGGCUGGUAAAAGCCAAAGAAAAAAGCAGAGCCAGUCCCAAAUCACCUUGCCACCCAACAAGUCCCUACGACAAAUCCUACCCAUCACCCAGCUUCUACAAUCCCAUCCCCUGGAAGCCGAUUCACGUCCCUCCUCCAGAAACAUCACUGAGUAAGACGUCUGGCAAGAAACCUCAGAAACAACAAAAGAGCAAACAAAGCCGCAGCACCAUUUAUACUCUGAGAAACUCUGCGAGUGCAGGACAGUUGCUGCAGAGGAGAUGACACAGCAGACUGACAUCUAUGACUGUGACACGGUAGCUUAGCUACGGCUCAAAUAUGAUUUCGCUACGACUCAUCCACACCACCACAGCUCCUGAACUGAGACUCUGCUGAAUCACAGCAGAUUUCUGUUCUCUAAUAUGGCUGUGCUAUGAAGACCUGCUACCAUGUCUUUAUUUUGCUUUGUUAUAUUUUCUUGUACACUGGAGUGAUUUUGUAAUAAUGCACUUGCUGAAAUUAGCUUAUACGUAAAUAUGUAUGAAUAUUUGGGAAUGAUUGGGUUUUAAACAUGUUUAGAUGAUUUUUCAAAGAUGUUUAGAAUUUCUUCUAAUGCGUAAGUCUGCUUCCAUAGCAUAAUAAUGUCUAGCACAGAUGUUGGCUCGACACUGAAAAGCCUGGAGAUGAUUUUGUAUUAUCCUGUAAAUGUAAUCUGUUUGCUGUUUGGAUGAAAUAAGACUAAUCCACGUUC